Messenger RNA from Dermacentor albipictus, 591 nucleotides. RefSeq lists its product as uncharacterized. NCBI's taxonomy places the organism in Eukaryota, Metazoa, Arthropoda, Arachnida, Ixodida, Ixodidae. The record is from RefSeq and is a predicted model, not a curated record. Gene Ontology annotation, molecular function: nucleic acid binding.
AUGGACGGCAACUGUUUCGAGACGUGGUUCAGCUCGGUCGUCCACAGGAUGCCACCGCGACGCGUCAUUGUCAUGGACAAUGCGUCUUACCACUUCGGGCGCGUGGAGAAAAUCCCGUCGCUGCCAUGGCAGAGGGCAGAGAUCCAAGACUGGGUGGGCUCGAAGGCGUUUCCGUGCCAUGUCGCCAUGACCAAGACGCAGCUGUUUGACACUGUGGCCACCGUCAAGACUAAAUUUAUGAAGUACUGGGUUGAUGCGGUUGCUGAAUGUGGUGGCUUUAAUGUCCUCAGGCAUUCUCCAUAUCGCUGUUAUUGUAACCCCAUAGAACUCAUUUGGGCACAGAUUAAGAAUGGAGUGGCAGAGAUGAACACUAGAUUCAAGACCAAGCAUGUGCACAACCUUUUCCUUGUUGAAUUGGAGAAUGCCACACGAGUGAACUGGGCCAAGGCUGUGCAGCAUGUGAAGGGCAUUGAAACACACUUCUGGGAGUUGCGUGGGUUUAGUUACAUGAUGGAGCCAAUCAUAAUCAACCUGGGAAGCGGUAACAACACGUCUGAAUCGGAGCUUUCUGGCACUGAACCAUUUCAGUGA